Molecule: messenger RNA, 558 nt
Organism: Paraglomus occultum
Lineage: Eukaryota; Fungi; Glomeromycota; Glomeromycetes; Paraglomerales; Paraglomeraceae
Source: the annotation of a GenBank genome assembly
AUGUCUGGCUUUAGCUUUGAUCCUGUAGAUUUAAUUGAUGAGAGCUCAUCAAUAGUCCGUGUAACUGUUACUAAUUUUAUGGAAUACGAGUCUGUGGAAUUUCGACCAGAACCUAAUCUCUGUAUGAUCCUCGAUCUCGAGGAUCAAGAAAAAACGGUUCUUUAUACUGCAAUCGCGGUUGGGCUCGGCGGAGAGCAUUCGUUAUAUUAUCAGACGCCGAUCUCGUACUAUGUCAGGCGUGGCUCAAAUCAAGCCGAAAUAGAGAUCGAGGUACAAGCCGCACCAAAUAAUAAUAACAUGAUUUUUAAGCGUACAAUUUAUUGCAAUAGCGAAUUUUCUGAUUGGUGCAUUAAUGGCGAGCCUGCCACAAUUGAGCAGGUAGUGUUACAAUUAGAGCCGCUCUACAUCCAAGAUGGCAAUCUCCAUCAAUUCUUACCACAGCAUCGGGUCAGACAAUACUUGAACGAUAUUGAAGAACAAGUAAGAAUGGCUGUAAUCAUGCCCGUUGAGGAUGACAGUUUAGAUGAAGCGCUAGAGUACUUUGAAUCCAGGUCCAGA